Stylophora pistillata is the source of this 778-nucleotide messenger RNA. RefSeq names its product methyltransferase-like protein 27. The record is from RefSeq and is a predicted model, not a curated record. Lineage: Eukaryota; Metazoa; Cnidaria; Anthozoa; Scleractinia; Pocilloporidae.
AUGAAUUUGAGUUUGGUUAGAGCUGUUUGUCAAAACAUCUUUCAGGAAAUCAUAAAAGCACAGUAUGUCGCUCAUCGACCACAAGCUGAAUGCUUGGACGCUGCCAUCAAACAAUACUUGGACAAACCAAAGGAUGAGGUCAAAAUUAUCGAUUGUGGAGCUGGCACUGGUUUGUGUGGAGUUGAGCUUCACAAACUUGGCUACACUCACCUGUGUGCUUUGGACAUCUCACCUGAAAUGUUGAAUGAAGCAAAGAAGAAAAACGUUUACCAAAAGUUCAUUUGCGCUCCUCUUAACUGUGACCAGAGUCCUGAAGUUAACACUGGAGAAUAUGAUGCUAUGAUCUGCAUUGGCACGCUGUGUGCUGCGCAUGUCAAAGCAACUGCUCUGGUGGAAAUGAUUCGCAUGAUCAAGAUCGGUGGUCUUCUAAGCUUCAACAUUCGUUUGGGUGAGCUUGAACGGUAUCAGCCAAUGAUGGAAGAGUUAGAGAAAGAGGGAAAGUGGGUUAACGUAGCCAAGGAAACGAUUCCCCAGUACCAGAGUGAUGACAUGCCUAAAACCUCGUCAUUUUUUGUCUACAAAAUCCUGAAGCACUAGUGAGACUACUAACUAGAUAAUAGACGAACUAGACAAGAUUUGAUUACGAUAUUAUUAUUUUUUAAUGUGUACCAGGAGAUUAUAAACUUAUUAAUCUCUUGUGUCCACCUUGUGAGACUUAACGGCUGGAUUGAGCUGAAAUGUAACUCAGAUGUAACGAUCAGGGGAACAUCUUGAUCGA